Monopterus albus (swamp eel) is the source of this 3688-nucleotide messenger RNA. It is a transcript of the gene crsp7, whose product is annotated as cofactor required for Sp1 transcriptional activation, subunit 7. NCBI's taxonomy places the organism in Eukaryota, Metazoa, Chordata, Actinopteri, Synbranchiformes, Synbranchidae. Bases 40 to 2169 code for a protein of 709 amino acids. Gene Ontology annotation, molecular function: transcription coregulator activity. Gene Ontology annotation, biological process: positive regulation of gene expression; regulation of transcription by RNA polymerase II. The transcript has 3 exons. The record is from RefSeq and is a predicted model, not a curated record. Gene Ontology annotation, cellular component: core mediator complex; nucleus; mediator complex.
GUAGGAAUACCCACAGUGGGGUGCAGGUGUACAGCAGGGAUGUUUACUUGUGUACGUGCGACGUCAAAGCGCAGACUCUGUAUCCCAGCAUGCAGCAGGAGGCCGGUGAGACAUCCAGCAGCUGGUAGUGAGUUGCUAGAGCGCCGAGCGGGUACCAGCCAACGGUCAACACAGCGUAUACAUUUCCUACUCCAUGUGAGACAAACGGAGCCCUCUAUCUUACGGGCGACAGAAAAAUAUGCUGUUCGGACGCCUGACGUGUUACCGCAGCGGAUUUUGAGUCACAGUUGUCACUCGGUUUUCAUUUUGGAGGAUUCCUCCCUCCAUCCUCCGGAUCGCACCGAACAGGCAAUGACAACGGUCUCAGCAACCCCGCAGCAGAUGAGGGACCGGCUGCUGCAGGCCAUCGACAGUCAGAGCAAUAUAUGCAAUAUGGUGGUUGUAUUGGAGGUAAUUGCCUGUCUUGAAAAGUAUCCUAUCACCAAAGAAGCACUUGAGGAAACUCGACUAGGAAAACUGAUCAACGAUGUAAGGAAGAAGACCACGGAUGAAGACCUUGCAAAGCGUGCUAAGAAACUCUUACGGAAUUGGCAAAAGCUGAUUGAACCUGGGCCAACUGUGCCUGCGAGUACCCCUGGGUCUACUAAUGGCAGUUCUCAUCCCGGCAGAACAGAUCCCUCUCCUCCUGAUAUUUCUGUGUCAGGGAAGGGUGUCACUGAAGUCAAAACCAGAAAUGAUGUUCACAACACAUAUUCCCCGAAAGCUGAGAAAUCAAGCAGCCGCAAGCGCCGGGCUGAGCACAGAGACAGUGGAGCGCACUUACCAGAAAAAAUUUCCAAGAUGUCUUCAUAUGAUAACUCUGUUUCAUCACCACCCACUAAUGGGAUUGCAGGUAGUCCAGAUGCUCUGCCUGACCAAGAGGUAGUCCCGUCUCCCGACAGAUCUCGAAUGGAGCACCUUGAUAAUGAUAAAAUCAACAGAAUUCCAGUUAACGCUGUCAAACCUCGCCCCAGCUCCCCAGGUGUUGCCAAACUACCUAGCACUUCCUCUUUGAUCAAGGUUGCUGUAAUGCAGCAACAGGCCAGAUUGGAUGAAGGAGGAGGAGGUGGCUAUUAUCAAGCCAGAAGUCCCCGUGGUGUCUCUACCAGUCCAAGGAACAUGAAGCAAGACACAAUGACCAAACGCUCUUCAGCAUAUGCACCGAAAGGAACACCUGUCCCCAGCCCUUCCUCUAGGGACUCUCCCUUGUCUUUUCCUCAGCCUGUAUCCUCCCCAGCCCAAGCAUCUUAUGCUGACAAGCUGCCACAUUCUUCUGUUAGGUAUUCAGGGCACUGGGCCAGUUUGUCAGAGGUCCCCUCUCAUUGCCCAUCACAAGACAUAUCUGCAACACUGGAAUCCCCAUCAGUCUCCCUUUCACCCGCUCUCUCCCAGCAGAAUUCAGAACUACACAGACCGACAUCUGAGGGACCCAUGGCUAUGUCUGAUGACACAGACGGGACAGUGGUGCCCAACUUGGAGCAUAAAAGGAGGAAGUACAGGUCUAGAGACUAUUCUGUCAACUUAGAUGGUCAGAAACUAGAAGACAUGACCAAACCUGUACGGUUAAAAGAACGCAGACUAACAUUUGACCCUGUCACAGGUCAGAUCAAACCACUGGUACAUAAAGAACCUUCUCAAACAGAUGAAGCUCCCACUCCUGACCCUGCUGAGUCUAGGCAGAAAAUUGAAAGCAUUGUACAACAGUCAGCUUCCACAGCUCCAGAGCCUAGCCCUAACCCUUUUCACCAGACAAACUGGAAGGAGCUAUCCAGAAAUGAAAUCAUCCAGUCCUACUUGAACCUUCAGAGCAAUAUGCUCACAUCUUCAGGGGUCCGGGCUCCUAGUGCACACUUUUUCAUGUCAGAAUAUCUGAAAAGGGAAGAACAGGAGAUUAAAGAGUUGAAGAAGACGCACGUUCUGCAAACGGACAGCUCAGUAGGGGAUUUACCAGGCGUGUGCCGAGAGGUGACAGGCGAGGACCUGGACAGGAUACACACACGGCAUUGGCCGGGGGUGAAUGGUUGCUAUGACACCAAGGGCACCUGGUAUGAUUGGACAGAGUGCAUAUCAUUGGACCCUCAUGGGGAUGAAAGCAAACUGAACAUCCUGCCAUAUGUUUACCUAGACUGAGGGUUUUGAGAAGGUUGCUGUCCUUUUCAACUCCUUUUUGUCUCCCCCACAGAGACAAGAUACACAUUUUGUUUGUCCACUGUGAGUUUGGCAAAAGCCAGGCCUGCUAAACUCCCCAUAAUGCCUCUUCCUCUUUCUGUGAUAAAUCUAUUUAGAUUGUGAUAUAAAAAGAGUGAAGAUUAAAAAAUAGUUGAGUUUGUUAUACCAAGGGCUGUUUCUGUUUUAUUUUUCAAAUGGAAAGACACAGGAAUGAUGAGGCCCUAGCUGCAGCGCUCUGUGACAGAAUAAUAUUAACAGAACGCAAAAAAGAGAGGACAGAAUUACCCCAGACAACCACAAAAGGUAAUAUGAUGGGAUUUUUUUAAGGUUUUGAAUUGUGUACCUGUUUCAGGCUCACUGGGAUGAUGCUGCCCUCGUCUCAUACUUUAUAGUUUCUAAUUAGGAAUUACAACAUUCUAGAGUUAAAUUUAAAGGAAGGCUGGGGUUUAGCUGUCCUGUCCAGACCGCCAUGUUGGUGCCCAGAAAGGUGCUGAUGGAGUUCAUCUAGCACAGGUAGAGCUGAACAUGUCCAGAGCACGAAUUACUGCAGCAUAUUUGGCAGCAACAAGAAGCUUUAUCUGAGGUAUAAAGAGUAAAUUAUAAAGUUCUUAUCAUGUAUACAUAUAUUUAUUUUUGACCAGUUCAUUAAUGGUGCGUUUUUCGAAACAUGUUCAAAGGCCUGUAGAUUUCUGUUUUUCUCCUGUUUGCAUCACAACAUUGUCUGAUUAAUCUUGAGCAUUAAAGGGGGCAUACAAAAUGCUUCUGUAUGGUCAGUCUUUAAGAUUGACCAAUGCAUGUGGUUAUCGACAUUCCAUACUCCACCCUUCUUUCUCUUUCUCUCCUUCUUGUCACAUGUCUUAUAUGAGUCAGCGCCAUCUCAGUACUCAAGAAGAAAUAUAUUUUGAAAAAUACGGUUUCAACAGAAUACUAUGGUGCUAAAAUUUGAAUUUUACUACAAUGAAAACUUUUGCCACCCACUGUUUCUCUCCCAAACUUAAAAUAUUAUUGAAUGACAAGUCAGAUGGUUCAGAUCAAUCCUUGCAUUUGAGAGACAAAACCAAAUGUUUGAAUGGUAGAACUCACUUUGUUUCCAUUCCUUUAGAUAUUAUUUCUGAAAUUCCUUCACAAUAUUUUCCUGAGUUAAACAGCCUUUGUGAAUGUACAGGACUGAGACUUCUUAUGCACUUGUACAUACAUUGAAAACUUGUUGGCAUUUCAUCAAUUAAUUCAAGUGUGAAUAGUAACUGAUGCUCUCACUUGUUACGGUGUCCAUAGUUUAUUCAAAGUUUCAAACAUAUUUAAAGUUAUUUCAGAUGUUUUAGAAAACAUUUAGGAUGCUGUUUGAGGUAGCAUUUCUUUUGCUUCAAUAAAUGCAACAAACAAAAGGGAGAGAGAAAGCUGUGUGCAUCAGAUAUUGGCAUUUUUCCAUGUGACAACUAAUUUUGAUUUCCCUUUAUACUCACCAGUCACCACCACUUUU